Molecule: messenger RNA, 1968 nt
Organism: Penicillium expansum
Lineage: Eukaryota; Fungi; Ascomycota; Eurotiomycetes; Eurotiales; Aspergillaceae
Product: T6SS phospholipase effector Tle1-like catalytic domain-containing protein
Exons: 2
Coding region: 1-1968 (655 amino acids)
Source: RefSeq, a predicted model, not a curated record
AUGGCUUAUGAACACCAAGGCCUGUCCGGCAUGCCGAAGCAGUUUGUGCUUUGCUUUGAUGGUACCGGAAACAAAUUCGCUGGUGACGAGUCGGAUAGCAAUGUGCUCAAGAUCUUUCGCAUGCUUGACCGCAGCAAAAGUCACCAGUACCAUUACUAUCAGCCAGGCAUUGGCACAUAUGUGACCUCAAAGUCGCUGACUAGCCAUGGCCGAAUUCAACGUAUCAAGUCCGCCUAUCAAAAGGCCAAGGACUCGGCGGUCGGGUCUUCCUUUGACGAGCAUGUGAUGGGUGGAUACAAGUUCCUCAUGCGAUACUAUUCCCCUGGAGAUGAGAUCUUCUUCAUCGGGUUUAGUCGUGGUUCAUACAUCGCGCGAUUUCUAGCAGAGAUGCUGGACUAUAUCGGUCUCCUCGAAGCAGGAAACGAGGAGCUAGUCCGCUUUGCAUGGAAGACAUUCGCCAAGUGGCAGCAGCGGUCUGAUGAUUCGGAAGAAGAGCGCGAAGAAAAGAAGAAGCUCUUCGCAUACAUGAAGGCCUUCCGUGAGACGUUCAGUCGUCCUAUCUCGCGUAUCCGUUUCAUGGGUCUAUUCGACACCGUCAACAGUGUGCCGCGCUUCGAGUCAGCAUGGAUGCAGCGCACCAAGUUCCCCUACACGGCACGCAGCUCGGCCAAGGUGAUUCGUCAUGCCGUGGGUAUUGACGAGCGCCGCGCGAAGUUCCGCCAAGAUCUGAUCUCUGGGGCGCGUCCAAAGGAAAAGAAGAAACACCGCCGUCGCCCCCAUUUGCCCACAAACCAUCUGCACCUCUUCCACCAGGAUCACAAGGAGAAGUCUGAGGAGGAAACCCCAGACAACGUUCCUGCCAUUCGGGUCAAUGACAACCCUGAGGAGGAAGAGCAGGAUGAAGAGAAGGCCAGGCCUGAAUUCACUACUCCUAGAUAUGAGCCCAGUACUGGAGAGACAUACUACCAUGCCGGGCGCCGCGGCUCGCAUAACCAAGCUUCACACACAUCCUCACAACCGCCUUCCCGCGCCGGUAGCGAACGCGGGACAAUGCAGCAUAACAAAUACCGCGCACCCUCUCCCAGACGCAGACUUGCUGUUCCCAAAGCAUCAAUGGAUGAUCUCCACUCAGUGCGAAGCAGAGAGUCCUUCCACAGCGUGCACUCCAACACGCUUUCCGUGCAAAUUCCCAUCGUAGAGAUCGAUUCAAGCGACGACGAAGACGACCAAGACAUCCACGAAGUCUGGUUCCCAGGCUGCCACGCAGACAUCGGCGGCGGGUGGACGCUCUCGGAAGGCGAGUCAUGGGCGCUCAGCCACGCGCCGCUCGUGUGGAUGACACAGGAGGCGCAAAAGGCUGGACUUGAGUUGGAUGAGCGAAAGAUGAAGCAGUUCCAAUGUCUGGAGGAGUACGACGGUGAUUAUAGUCCCAUCCGGGAAGAGAUUAAUACCCGGCGGCCGAAUCGGUGCGUUGAGCCUCAUGCUGAAAACGAUAAUGCUUUCCGGUCUAUGCCUGAUGAGAAGGAGCGCACUGCUGCCAGUCGUGACUUCUGGCAUGCGCUGCAUACCUCCAGUACAAAGGGCCUGCUGCAUGAUUGUCUGAUGUUCAACCAAGGUAUUCCUAGUAUGUCGGUUAUUACGUGGCGCAUUAUGGAAUGGUUGCCGUUCCGUCGUAUGGAUCUGCAGCCGGAUGGGUCGUGGAAGCCGAUUAGCUGGCCGUUGCCUCGUGGCGAGGUACGGGAUGUUCCGCUUGAUGCUGAGAUCCACGUUUCUGCUAUCCGGCGUAUGCAGGCGGAUCCCAAAUACCGUCCUGGUAAUGUGAUUGUUGGUGGUGGUGGUCGUGGUAUACGUGUUGCACCGGAGCAGUAUGGUAUGGGUGAGUGGGUGGUGUUCAAGCAUGAAGGUGAUUUGGUGCGGGAGACCUAUGUCCGCAAGAACAUAUCCAAGUGCAAGGAGGGCGAGGAAUAG